UGCUCUGACCCUCGGUUUUCUCUCCAUAUUUGUUAUAUAUAAGUUGGUUCCACACACACACACACACAUGUACGAAACAAGGAAACAUCAUCAGAAGCUGGAUUCGGAAAUGGCGAGAUCCGGCUUGUCUUUAUGGGAAACAGCAGUCUGUGUAAUUGUUUCUGCUCUCUGGGUGUCGCUUGGCAGCGUUAAUGGCGGAUACGUGAAGUAUGGAACCGAAGCUAGAGUUGUGCCGGGGAAACUUAAUGUUCAUCUUGUUCCGCAUUCUCAUGAUGAUGUCGGGUGGCUCAAAACCGUUGAUCAGUACUAUGUUGGAUCAAACAACAGUAUCCAGAAAGCAUGCGUGAGGAACGUGUUGGACUCAGUGGUGGAUUCGCUGCGUCGCGAUCCCAAUAGAAAGUUUGUGUUCGCUGAAAUGGCUUUCUUUACGCGUUGGUGGGAAGAACAAAGCCCGGAGACAAAAGAACAAGUGAGGAGGCUUGUGAGAUCCGGACAACUUGAGUUUGUAAAUGGAGGAUGGAGUAUGAACGACGAAGCAACGUGCCAUUACAUAGAUAUGAUCGAUCAGACCACGUUGGGGCAUGUGUUUAUAAAGCAGCAAUUCAAUACAACUCCUCGUGCUGCUUGGCAGAUCGAUCCCUUUGGUCAUUCCUCUCUCCAAGCUUACCUCCUGGGAGCAGAGUUAGGGUUCGACUCUCUGCACAUGGCGAGAAUCGAUUACCAAGACAGAGAGAAGCGCAAGGCCGAGAAAUCACUCGAAUUCAUAUGGAGAGGAUCCAAAACUUUCGAUUCCUCAUCUCAGAUAUUCACAAAUGUCUUCCCGGUCCACUAUGGCCCGCCCACUGGGUUUCACUACGAAGUCAGCGAUGAUUACGUGCCCCUCCAGGAUGACCCUCGUUUCGACGCCUACAACGUUAAGGAGACCGUUGAUAAUUUCGUCAAUGCUUCUCUCUUUUACGCCAAUGUGAGUCGAGGGAACCAUGUGAUGUGGACAAUGGGUGAUGAUUUUCAGUACCAGUUGUCCGAGUCUUGGUUCAGACAGAUGGACAGGCUGAUCCAUUAUGUUAACAAGGAUGGCCGUGUCAACGCCUUGUACUCCACACCAUCUCUCUAUGUUGAUGCCAAAAAUGAUGAUGCCAAUGUCACUUGGCCCCUCAAGACGCUUGACUUUUUCCCAUAUGCGGAUCGGGAAAGCGCCUACUGGACUGGCUACUUCACCAGCCGCCCUGCUUUUAAACAUUAUGUUCGGUCUCUUAGCGGUUACUACUUGGCUGCAAGGCAACUUGAGUCUCUGGUGGGCAAGAAAUCUGGAGGUCCAAACACUUGCAGCCUUGGGGUUGCCCUAGGAAUAGCGCAGCACCAUGAUGCUGUCACUGGAACUGCCAAGCAGCAUGUAACAAAUGAUUACAUCCAACGCCUAGCCCUUGGUGCUUCUGAGUCAGAAGCUGUGGUGAAUUUUGCGCUGGCACGCUUAUUGAGCAAGGCAUGCACAGAGCCUGAGAUAGCAUUCACCCAGUGCUCGUUGAUGAAUAUCAGCUAUUGCCCAGCGACGGAAGAAACCAUUGCAGGCCAGAAGAGCUUGAUUCUGGUGGCCUAUAACUCCCUUGCAUGGAAUCGUACAGAAAUCAUCAGGAUGCCAGUCAAUGAUGCAGGUUUAACCGUGGAAGAUUCAUCUGGAAACACCCUUGAUGCUCAGUACAUCCCCAUGGAUAAUGUCACAAGCUACCUGAGAAAUCAAUACACAAGAGCUUAUUUGGGAAUAUCUUCACCGCAGAUUCCAAAGUAUUGGCUCGUGUUUAAAGCAACAGUGCCGCCGCUUGGUUGGAACACAUUCUUCAUUUCUAAAGCAAGCCGGGAAGGAAGCAACAAUCCCCCAGCGAUCUUUAGUCCAAUGACCAAUAUGACUGAAAUUGGUUCAGGAAAUCUAAAGAUUGUCUUCUCUCCAAACUCUGGUCUUCUCCAACGGAUUUACAACUUGAGAACAGGAGCUAACAUAGAGGUGCAUCAGAACUAUUUCUGGUAUGCUUCAAAUGUGUGGGGUUCCCAGGCUUCCGGUGCAUAUAUUUUCCGACCUAAUGGUUCCUUGGCAUAUGCUGUUUCGUCGAAACCAAAGUUGCAGAUUGUGCGGGGGCCUCUAGUAGAUGAAGUGCACCAACAGUUUAGUCCUUGGGUGGCACAGGUGAUAAGGGUGUACAAAGAAAAAGAGCACGCAGAGUUUGAGUACACUAUUGGUCCAAUACCUGUUGGUGAAGAUUACAUCGGGAAAGAGGUUAUAACGCGGAUGGUAGCAAAUAUGACUACAGAGAAGGCAUUCUAUACUGAUUCUAACGGAAGAGACUUUCUGAAACGGGUCCGAGAUAACAGAACAGACUGGCUUCUUCAGGUGAAUGAGCCAAUAGCAGGAAACUACUAUCCGCUUAAUCUUGGAAUGUACACAAAAGACGAGAAAUCAGAGCUGUCAGUGUUGGUUGAUCGGGCUACAGGGGGUGCUAGUAUCAAGGACGGUGAAAUAGAGUUGAUGCUUCACAGGCGUACGUGCAUGGAUGAUGGGAGAGGAGUAGAGGAGAGCCUUGAAGAAACUGUGUGUAUCAAUGGGACCUGCUCUGGAUUAACGGUUCGUGGGAAUCACUAUGUAAGCAUAAAUAAGGUAGGAGAAGGAGGGAGGUGGAGACGAGAGACUGGCCAGGAAAUCUACUCUCCUCUUGUAAUGGCAUUCACACACGACAACAAGGAGAAAUGGAAAGCCUCCACUUCUGUCAAAGGUUUUGCCAUGGAUCCCCUCUACUCCUUCCCUCCAAACGUUGCUCUCAUCACUCUUCAGGAGCUUGAUCUCGGGAACGUCCUUCUCCGCCUUGCUCAUCUCUACGAGGCGGGAGAAGACCCUGGUUACUCCACUCUCGCUAAAGUCGAGCUUAAGAAGUUGUUUUAUGGGAAAACCAUCAAACAAGUGAAAGAAAUGAGUUUGGCAGCAAAUCAAGAGAAGGCUAAGAUGAAGGAGAAGAUGAGAUGGAAAGUGGAGGGUGAAGCCGAACAAACUUCUUCUUCGUCUUCCCUUCCGCUAAAAGGCGGACCCCUUGACAGCUCUGCUCUAGUUGUAGAGCUUGGUCCCAUGGAGAUUCGUACUUUUUUGCUUCAAUUUUCUCAGAAACCUGUAAAACAACGGAGAAGAAGAAAGCUGAUUCUUGGAUGAUUUUCUCCGACUUAACCUUUACCCUUUUAAAAAUUUCUUGUAUCGAAUAAUUCUCAUGAAUGAAAAUCUCGAGUCAU
Molecule: messenger RNA, 3267 nt
Organism: Eutrema salsugineum
Lineage: Eukaryota; Viridiplantae; Streptophyta; Magnoliopsida; Brassicales; Brassicaceae
Product: probable alpha-mannosidase At5g66150
Exons: 24
Coding region: 68-3190 (1040 amino acids)
Biological process (GO): mannose metabolic process
Molecular function (GO): alpha-mannosidase activity; carbohydrate binding
Source: RefSeq, a predicted model, not a curated record